Physella acuta is the source of this 4381-nucleotide messenger RNA. Its product is annotated as piwi-like protein 1. Lineage: Eukaryota; Metazoa; Mollusca; Gastropoda; Physidae. The record is from RefSeq and is a predicted model, not a curated record. Gene Ontology annotation, molecular function: protein binding; RNA binding.
AUCUUACGUCACGCUGUAUUUUUUACGUCACAAUAACCGGCAUUGAGUUUUUUGGGUGUGUAGCCAACUGAGUUUUCUGGCACUGAUAUAUCUAGAUUCUAGAUCUAGAUCUAGAGUCUGGAUCUAGCCGUUAUUCAGCAAAUCAGUGCUUUAGAAGACAAUUCAUUACUUGAUUAAAACUAUUUUAGGCUUGAGUAAAUCAAGUAGGAGAAGACCUAGCCUGAGUCUCGGCUUCGCCUUCAACGUCUAAGCAGAUUCAUCUUCCGUUUCCUCUUGAAAAUGGCCGGGUUUCCUAAAGAUGACUCAGACAUGAUUCCCAUGGGACGAGCAAGGGGUAGAGGUGGCAGAAAUAAAAAGUUUCCUGUUGACCCAGAACCUCCUCUUAUGAUGCCAGAAAAUGUACCAGCUGCAGGUGAUGCCAUGCCUUUAGGCUCUUCUAGAGGUAGAGCAAGAGGCAGAAAAAGAACUGAUGAAUCAGAGCCUUUGGUGGGUAAUAAGCAGGUAGCUGCUGCUGAUCCAGUGUAUACUCCAGCAAGUACCAGUGCACGGCGAGAGCUAUCUCCAACUGAAGACUUAUCAAGGUUGAGUCUCAGAACAAGAAGAACAGCUUUUGAUCAAUAUAUUGAUCAUCCAUGGAAAGACGAGGGCAAAGAUACAGUGGGAAAAUCAGGUGACCAUAUUAUGCUGUAUACUAACUAUUUUGAAGUCAAUCUUGGUCUGGAUCAGAAAAUAUUCCAGUACCAUGUUUCCUUUAAACCUGAAGUUGAAAAUGUCAGAGUGAAGUUUCAGUUAAUUACCUCUUUAACUGAAGUAGUUGGGACAGUCAGAUGCUUUGAUGGCGGCAUCCUCUAUUUGCAAAGACUUCUGCCGAGAGAGGAAGUUGAGUGUGUAGCUCCUCGUGCACAUGAUGGUACACUUGUUACCAUAACAAUCAAAUACAUUUGUGAAAUCCACAAAAAUACUCCUCAGUUCUUGCAGAUUGCAAAUCUCAUGUUCAAAAAGUCCCAGAUGGCACUUGACAUGAAGAAAAUUCGAGAUCACUACUUUAAUCUCAAGUUGGCUAUUAAAAUUCCAAAACAUAGAAUUGAAGUAAUGCCAGGAUUUGCCACAUCAAUUCUGAACUAUGAUGGUGGAAAUUUACUUGGAAUAGAUAUUAUUCACAAAGUUCUCAGAUUUGACACAUUCUUGGAUGCUCUUUAUUUGCUGUUUGAGUCAUCUAGGAGGAACACAGAAGAGUUUCACAAAAGAGCUAUUAAAGAAUUAGUGGGGUCUAUUGUCAUGACAAGGUAUAACAACAAGACAUACCGUGUUGAUGAUAUUAACUGGAAUGCUCGUGCAACUGAUACAUUUGAAAAGAAUGGCGAGCAAAUGAGUUACAUUCAGUACUAUCAACAGCACUGGAAUAUAACUGUAAAGGAUUCAGAUCAGCCUUUACUGGUUACCAGACCCACUGAACGUGACAAGAGAAGAGGACAGAAAACUAAUCUUUACCUGGUUCCAGAGUUGUGUGUGAUUACAGGCUUAAGUGAUCAACUUAGAUCAGAUUACAAUGUAAUGAAGGAUCUAGCUGCCAUCACAAGAAUAGGACCUACAGAUAGACUUAAACAAAUUCAAAGGCUGUGUGAACAACUCAACCAGUCUGAAAAAGUUGGAGAGAUUCUCAGGCCAUGGAAGAUUGAAAUCAGUGAUAAACCUGCUAAGAUACCUGCAAGACAGCUACCUGCUGAACGUCUUCUAAUGAAAACUAACAGGGGUGAAAUCACAAAAAUUUCAUAUGACUCAAGGAAGGCAGAUUGGAGUCGAAACAUGAGGAACAUAUCACUUCUGAAUUCUGUUAACAUGGAUCAAUGGGUGAUCAUCUUUCCAUAUGCAGCUUCUCAGCCAUCAGCAGAGUUGAGUGAAACUUUUACCAAAGUUGGCAAAGGAAUGGGCAUGAGGAUUGUUGAUCCGGUUAAGGUUCAAAUACUUGAUGAUCGCAAUGAUUCAUAUCUUCAAGCCAUCAGACAAAACCUUAAUCCCAGAGUACAAAUGGUUGUUUGUGUGGUACCUAAUUCUAAAAAAGAUCGCUAUGAUGCCAUUAAAAAGUGUUGUUGCAUUGAUAAUCCUGUGCCUAGCCAGGUUGUUAUCCUGAAGACAUUACAGAAGAAACAAGGAUUGAUGAGUGUAGCCACCAAAAUUGCAAUUCAGAUGAACUGCAAAAUGGGAGGUGAAGUGUGGGGUGCUGAGAUUCCGUUGAAAGGCUUGAUGGUGAUUGGCAUUGACACUUACCAUGACUCAGCCCAUAAAAACCAAUCAGUUGGAGCUCUUGUGGCAUCUCUUAAUAAAGAGUGUACUAGGUAUUACAGCAAAACUGAAUACCAUCCUACCAAGGACGAAUUAAUGCGAAACUUGCAGCCACUCAUGAAAGGUGCUCUGGAAAAGUACUAUGAAGUAAAUGGAGCAAUGCCUCAAAAAAUUGUCUUGUAUCGUGAUGGUGUUGGAGAUGGUCAGCUUUAUACAGUUUACAAGUCAGAAUUUGAGCAAAUAAUGAGCGCUUUUGCAGAAGUUGGAGUAAGCAACUCUAGACCUGGUUUUGCAUUUGUUGUGGUCAAAAAAAGGCUCAACACUCGGUUAUUCAAACUUGAGGGUGAUUGCCAAACCAACCCACCACCAGGAACAAUUGUAGAUCAGUUUAUUACCAAACCAAAUUGGUAUGACUUCUUCAUUGUGAGCCAGUCCAUUACACAAGGAACUGUUAGCCCAACAAAUUACAAUGUGAUUUUUGAUGACACUGGACUACAACCAGACCACAUUCAGAAGCUCACCUUUAAAUUAUGUCACCUUUAUUUCAACUGGCAGGGCACCAUCAGAGUACCUGCUGUAUGCAUGUAUGCACAUAAAUUGGCAUUUUUACAGGGACAGUCCCUCCAUCGUGAAUUUUCCAAGUGUUUGUCAGAUAAAUUGUUUUAUUUGUAAUCAGUAGACCUUUGUUUACGGUCUUUUAAAGGUGUUUCCACACUUCCUUUUGUUUGAAAAAAAUGUGGUUUUAUUGAGAUGAUUUCUAGUUAAAAAAUCUUGAAAAUCUACAUAUUCAGAGGCAUUUGUAAUAAGAUAGUCAAAAAAGAUACAUGAUUAAUUAGAUUAUGACUAAUUUUGUCAUUGUUUAAAUUAAUCUUGGAAAUAGGUUGAAUUAUUUAUGGAAAUUUGACUACACACUGUUUUUGGGAUGUAAAUAUCUGGUUUUAUCUAGGUUUUCAAUUACAUCAGUGUUUUUGCUUUUAUAUAAGUUAUUUUGACUUUUUUAAGUUUUAAAAAUUUGUUAAAUUGUUUUAAAAAUACAGGUUUAUUAUAAUUUUAAGAGCUUUUUAAAAAUGUAGGUCUGUUUUAUUCCUAUGUCAACAUCUAGUGCUUAAAAUAUUUUCUCUGUGAUUUUUUUCUUUCUUUUUCUUUCAUGGUUACACAAAAAUUUGAAAUUAUUUUAAUUCUUUUUAAAAUAAUUGAUUCUGUAUGUGAUAUCUUUUUAUUCAAUAUUUUACUUUUUCUUUUGCUUUUUGUCAAAUUGUGCAUGUAGUUUUUUUAAAAGUUAGUCUCAGUGGCUAAAUAUGUUUAUCCUUCAGGAAGAAGGUGGUUUCAAGUUACGUUUUGUUGUUUUACUAGUGCCUGGGUUACAUGAUUUGAAUUUUUUUAUUUAAACCUGUUUCAUUUUAUAACAUGUUUAACAAAACUACAGCAAUGGUAGCAUUAUACCUUUUAAGUAUCUAAAUUCAGAACUCGUGCAUUGUGAAUUUUUAUUGUGCUACACCAGAAACUCAAAUUUUGAAUUUUAUUGCUUGAGAACACCAUAAUAUUUGAAGUGUGAAAAUAAUUGUUGUGCUCUCUGCCAUAAUAGAAAAAAGUUAAUGUUAUGGUAAUAUGUUAACAGUUAACCUUCUUGCUAUUUUUGUAGUAUGAAACAAUAUAUAACCAACCUCAUGUCAAAAUAGGUUUGAUCAUUAGCAAGAGAUGUAAACAAUGAACUUAAUUUGAGAGACUAAUGUAAAAUAAAUUUGUCAUUUUUUCAAAAUGCUUUUAUUUGUGAUCCUCCACUUCUUGAGUAAAUUGCCAUGUAAUGCUUGCAAUUCGGAGAUAAAUUCAAAAUGUGAGGUGUAGUAUGUGAAUGUGGAGAUCGAUUUAUUUCAAAUAAUUCCUAUAUGCACACUACACACUUGUAGUUACUCAUUUUAUGAUUCAAGGUAUCAGUUUAUUAAUGGUUCUAAAUAGUAAUAGUCCCAGAACACAAAAUUAGUAACUAUCCUUGACCCAAAUCAGUGGAGGAUCACACUUAUAUGUUGCAGCAUUUAUUGUAUUUUCUAAUGUUUGAGUUCAAUACAUUUUCAAGUUAAUAAAUUUAUGUAAAAAGUCA